CUUCAACCUCAUCGUGCACACCUUGCGCCCCAGCAUAGUGUCAGCACCAUUCCACUACGCCAUUCUUUCCCUGACCGCCUCCGAACCGGGCAAGGGCGCGCACGAUGAAAGCAUGGCGACGACAACGACAAGAACGGACAUGAUCCACGCGUACCGGCACCUGUACCGGGCCCUGCUGCAGGCGGUGCAGUUCUCGUCGCCGGCGCGGUACGUGGCACGCGACCAGCUGCGGGCGGCGUUCCGGGACGGGGGCGGCGCGGCGUGGGACCCCGAGGGCGCGCGGCGGACGCUGUGGUUCGUGCAGGCGGCGGCGCGGGAGAGGGGGCUGGAGCACCGGGUGCUCAAGAACCUGCUGCGCGUGGGGGGGAUGCGGAUGCGGAUGCGGGGGCUGGAGUGGCGGAGGAUGCUGCACGAGAGCAAGCAGAGGAACGACACGAAGGCCGAGCAAGAGACCGCCAUGCAGCACUAUGACAUGACGGUUGCCAUGUUGAACAAGAGCAUGGGGCUUUGUCUGCGGUGAACGGCGGGGGCAGAAGACGAUGAAGGAGGAACUCAGAAAACGGCUAUGGGCCCCGAAGAUGCGGCCCCUCGAGAUUCAGGGAUUUCGGUGAACAACUUCACAUGGGCAUAGGCACUUACUCGGCAUUUGUCACUCCACUCCAGCACAUACAAGGCCUACGCAAGGAAUAUCGCAUUGGCGUCUUCUCCAGAGUAGAUGGGUAGCUUUGUACACGACGAUGGAUCCCACACCGCCAGCGGGUAGCCAUGGCGGCACACACCGCAAUAAUACAACAUUUAAGGCGCC
This is a messenger RNA of Purpureocillium takamizusanense, 805 nucleotides long. RefSeq lists its product as uncharacterized. The record is from RefSeq and is a predicted model, not a curated record. The transcript has 2 exons. Bases 113 to 520 code for a protein of 135 amino acids. NCBI's taxonomy places the organism in Eukaryota, Fungi, Ascomycota, Sordariomycetes, Hypocreales, Ophiocordycipitaceae.